CUCCAAGUGUUUUGUUCUCGGCUCCUUUGAAAGCUUUUAGGUCAUCGCUUUCAUCAACCUUUUCUCAUCAUCACUCAUUCAUUGAUUUUUGGAUUGGCGGCGUGGAAAAUGGCUAGUCAAGAGAUACGCAUAAGUUUGCCUGGAAUGACAAAAGUACCAUUAAUAGAUAGAAAAGAAGAUAUUUGCUCUAUUCUUCAAACUUAUUUCCACCAGUUUUCUCCAGUUGGGAAAAACUUUAACAUACGCCCUUCAGCUUCCUUUUCUCCACAUAUUUUUGGAGCUGGCAAAAGCUUUGUAGGUCAAAAUUUUUUAGAGUUUUUAAAAAAAUUCGCCGAAGAAGAAAAAGAGCAGAAGGAGACGGAGGUUUUCAACAAGAGCUCGUCGGGAAAAAUUGAUGCGAAGAUUUUUUCUUGGAAGCACUUUGCGGAAAACAUUUUGUUGGUUUGCUUUGAACUAGGAGAGAGUUUUUCUCGUGCUCCUUUUCCAAGGUUUCGAAAGGCUUUGAUGUAUAACAUAGCUAUGGCUACAGCCCAGUGUAAUGGUAUGACCGCCCGUGAAAUUGUAGAAUUCACGGACGCAGCGAUGAAGCAACCUAGUGUUUCUUUAUUUGUCCAGUAUCUUCUCGAACAGUUUCAGAAACAAUAUUUAUUUUUGAUGAUAGACGAACUUAGCCACCUGAGUUACCUCACCAAAUACUAUAGUGAACUUACCAUGAAACAAUUUAUCGAGCCCGAUGCAGAAUAUGUACCUUUCCGGAAGUUUUUCCGCUUUUUGCGUGAUUUGUUGAUGACAGGGAAGGUAAUCGUCUAUUUGGCAGGCAGGACAUCUCAAAUCUCAGCCCGUAUGUCUGAUGCUCGCUCCAGUAGCAUGAGCCUCGAUAUGUUGCGAUUGAAUCCUUUUAACCUCAACGAUAUUAAUGAAUAUCUUGAGCUGGCAAUUUAUAGUGGAAAGACCUUGAAGGACUGGUUAUUGCCCUCAGAUGGCUUGCAACAUCGAUUCGCAGAAUUAUUAAAAAAGAAGACAGGAGGUAUUCCGUUGAUUUUAAAGAAUACUUUAGUAGCCCUAGCAGAGAAAGCUGCAGACUUGUCGCAACCUGUUAUCAACGAUGACAAUAUGGAAAGUGUGUUAGAUGAUAUUUUUCACUCUGUAGUACGAAAGACAACAACGUUUAUUGUUCCGGAGAUAUUAGAUUCUGCAACCCUUCUUCGAUAUCAAUUUGUUCUUUUCAAUUAUCAGCUCGGGACAGUUUUUCCAAUCAACUUUGCAAUUACUCUAUGUGGAACGACAACUUAUUUGAUGGAUUUGGUUGCAACUUUUGGGUUUUACUCUGAAGUUUUGGGCGAAGAAUUCAAGAUUGGUUGUUGUGAAUUUAUAUUGCGAGCUCAUAGCAACUAUAAAUUUUUCCGUGAGGCUACUGAACUUUUUCCUUUAUCUCCGUUUAGUUAUAUUCCCGACACUUCAACAGCAAAAGGAGUCUUCUUUGAAUUUGUAUUUAUGAAGAUCUUUCGCUUUCGCUUAUUAACUUUUCUUCAUUCUAAUUCCUCGCCUAUUGUACAUUCUGCUAUUCCAGGAAUUUUCCAGG
This is a messenger RNA of Galdieria sulphuraria, 1582 nucleotides long. RefSeq names its product archaeal ATPase. The record is from RefSeq and is a predicted model, not a curated record. The transcript has a single exon. Lineage: Eukaryota; Rhodophyta; Bangiophyceae; Galdieriales; Galdieriaceae. The annotation marks the transcript as partial.